Messenger RNA from Conger conger (European conger), 10014 nucleotides. RefSeq names its product calmodulin binding transcription activator 2 (gene camta2). Lineage: Eukaryota; Metazoa; Chordata; Actinopteri; Anguilliformes; Congridae. Gene Ontology annotation, biological process: regulation of transcription by RNA polymerase II. Gene Ontology annotation, molecular function: protein binding; transcription coregulator activity; double-stranded DNA binding. Gene Ontology annotation, cellular component: nucleus. The record is from RefSeq and is a predicted model, not a curated record.
GGCGGCGUGUAAGAAGGCGGAAGUCCACUGUGGGUAGGUGAAUUGAUCCCCUCUCCACCAGAGAUGGGGGCUUCGGGCGGUGGGGCACAGCUCACGACAGGCGCCGGAUUGGGCCUGCGUGAACGACGAUGUCGGUGUGCGGGCCGCCCUGGAGUGUGUGAGCGCCCCCUGCUGCCUGGAGGAGCUGAGCGUCGUCGCUGCAGCUUCACCAUGAACAACAAGGAGAGCACAACCGAGUCCGAGAAUAACAGUCAGAUGAAGGUGUUCCUACCCAACAAGCUUCUGGAGUGCCUCCCCCGCACCUCCACCUUACCCAAGGAGAGACUGCGCUGGAACACCAAUGAGGAAAUCGCGUCGUACCUGAUCUCCUUCGAUAGACACGAGGAGUGGCUUUCCUGCACGCUGAAGACCAGGCCUCUGAAUGGCUCCAUCAUACUGUACAACAGAAAGAAGGUGAAGUAUCGGAAAGACGGGUACUGCUGGAAGAAGAGAAAAGAUGGAAAGACUACUAGAGAGGAUCACAUGAAGCUGAAGGUUCAGGGCAUGGAGUGUCUUUAUGGUUGCUAUGUUCAUUCCUCCAUCGUCCCAACAUUCCACAGGAGGUGCUACUGGCUGCUGCAGAAUCCCGACAUCGUGCUGGUGCACUACCUGAACGUGCCGUCCCUGGAGGAUUGUGGGAAGGCAUGCGGGCCACUGUUGUGUGCGGUGGCUGACCGGCGGGACAGUCUGCGCUGGACCCGAGAGGAGCUGCUGUCUCAGCUCAAACCCAUGUUUCACAGCAUUAAGUGGUCCUGCAGCAACAGCAACGGCACCUCUGAGUUCUCCAUCGAGCAGCUGGUGCAGCACAUCCUGGAUUCGCAGCAGACCAAACCCCAGCCGCGUACACACGCCUGCCUCUGCAGCAGCACCCUGGCUUCACCAGGAGCCAACAUUCCUCACCGCUGCAACAGCACCAAACACCGCAUCAUCUCCCCCAAAGUUCCCACGCGGCCCUCGCCCUACCCCGCCCUGACCGAGGUCCAGAACCUGGCCGCGGGCGAGGGGGGGGGCAGCGGGAGCGGGCAGGAGGGGGUCCGAGGGGAGACGCAUGGGGGAGGAGAGGGAGGAGGGGGAAACCUGGAGAUCCGGAGUCCGGCGGUUCCCCAGGACAGCGUGGGGAUGACUGGGGUCUCCUCCCCGUGCUCUGCCUCUUCCUCAUCCUCCUCCUGCAGCCCGCCCCAUCGCGCCACGCCCCUCACCCUCAGCAACGGGGGCGCCGCCUGCAACGGCUUCUACAGCGACCAGCGGGGCCUGGCUACCGUGGCGCUCCCUCAGAACGCCGUCAUCGUCAUGACGACCGCCAUCGGCCCGGGUGCCGAGGACUCCAAGAGCGAGCUGGGCUUCAGCGGCAGCGGCGCGGCCGCCUCCCACCUCUCGCUCACGCACUCGGGCCGCCUGGUGCUCUCCCCCAUUCCCCCUAAACCCGAGACCCCCUCCCCGCCCACGGCGGCGCCAGAGCCACCCUGGCCGCCUCCCACAGCCUCCUCUCACUCCAUCUCCCCCACCCCGGGCGUAGCCACCCUCAGCCUCACCCUCCUCUCCAGCCCCGUGAUCGGGGGCCUGCUGCUGACCGACCGGCUCAUCUCAGGGGCCGACCCCCCUGCAUCCCUCCUGCUCCCCCCUCGCUCCUCUACCCCGUCUACCUGCCCCUCCCCCUCUCUCCUGCCGGCCCCUCCACACUCGACCCCAAGCCCCUCCUGCGCCCCGCCCUCUCCCUCCGUCUCCCCGCCCUGCGCCCUGCCCACCUUCGACCCUGACUCCUUCCUCAACAGCCCCAAGCGGGGCCAAACGUACGGGGGGCCCUCGCAGCUGGACUCCCUCUCCCUGUCCCUCCCCCUCUCCACCUCCUGCUCUUCCCAUGGCCACUCGUCUCCCUCCCCACCCUCCUCCUCCUCCCCCCAGGCCCCCUCCCUUGCUCUGUCGCUUUCGCCCACCUCUCCUCCCUCCUCCUCCUCCCCUCCGUCUUCCCUCUCCUCUUUCUCUGCCGAGACGGAGCGAGGGAAGAACGGAGAGAGAGACGCGCACUCCCUGGCCGUCCCCUCCACCUCCACGCCCUCCUCUGCCCCUCUCUCCCCCUCGCUUUCCUUCUCCCCCUCCCACUCCACAACCCCCCUCUUGCCCCUGUGCUUGGAGUCCACCCUAGGGCUGGACAGUCUGGGUGUGCUUGGGGCUGAUGGCCCGGACCAGGGGCCUGAACGGCUUAUGGGCCGGUCGCUUUCCCCGAGCCCGGAGAAUGAGGCCCAGAGGCGCAGCCCCAGACCGCCGCACCACGAGCCCCAGCUGCUGCUGCUGGCCCCGCGGACACAACCGGCCUCUCCCCGCCCCGCCUCUGUGCUUACCAACGGACAGCUGCUGCUGGCGCCGCAGGAGCCUCAGGCCCGGCCGACUGCGCAGCCGGAGCAGCUCGUACAGCGGCAGGAGGCCGACAGCCUGCAGCAGCUGCUCAUGCUCCAGAAUAAGCUACAGCCUCGCCCCGAGACCAAGAGCCCCCGGCAGCAGCUGGUCCUGGUCCCGCCCCAGGGGGUGGAGCCGUCCCUGGAGACUGACAGCCGGCAGCAGCUGCUCCUCCACCACCACAGGCAGCUGCAGCAGCACGGGCAGCAGCUGGUCCUCCUGCAGCCCAAGCAGCCACAGCAGCUGGUGCAGCCCCAGGCCCUGCAGCUGAACGGCGGGCUCCUCUUCAUGGCGGGCGGGCAGGAGGGCGCAGCGGCACAGCCCGCGUCACCGGAGCCCCACGUGCGAGUGAAAGAGGAGCAGUCAUCCCCCUUCUCGCCGUCCUCUUCAUCCUCUUCCUCCUCCUCCUCCUCUUCGUCCUCCGGCCUGGGGUGCUACGAGGCGGAGGAGACGCCCAUGGACACCAACAGCGGCGGCGAGGGUGGCGAAAUGAGCAGGGAGGACCUGGACCUCUCCGUCAUGAUUCAGAAGAGCGUGGGUGGGGUCGAGGAGACGGGACCCGGGAGUACCCCCCUGGAGAUCUCCUUCGACAGCCAGUUCCCCGACCUGAUCUCGGAGUUCAUCGCCGAGGACGAGCGCCAGGGUGGGGCCACCUCCAUUCAAGCCCCGCCUCAACCCCUGUUCCCCACCGGGGUGCGCUAUGUGGUGCCUCCCCAGCCCUCCCCCGCCUCCUCCUUCCUGCCCUUCCCCACCUUCACCCCCGCCUGCCCUCCAGCUGGCCCAGGGCAAGAGGUGCGCCGCCUGGCCACCAUCACCGACUUCUCCCCCGAGUGGUCCUACCCAGAGGGUGGGGUGAAGGUGUUGAUCACGGGACCCUGGACAGAGGCGACGGGGCGGUACUCCUGUGUCUUUGACCAGAGCACUGUCCCGGCCUCGCUCAUCCAACCUGGAGUUCUGCGCUGCUACUGCCCUGCUCAUGAGGCCGGGCUGGUGGCCCUGCAGGUGCUGGAGGACACGGGCGGGGUGUCGUCCUCCGUGCUGUUUGAGUACCGCGCCCGUAAUGCCUCCUCUCUGCCAAGCUCCCAGCUAGACUGGCUCUCCCUGGACGAUAACCAGUUCCGCAUGUCCAUACUGGAGCGUCUGGAGCAGAUGGAGAAGAGGAUGGCGGAAAUGACCGCAGCCAACAUUCAGCAGCAACAGCAGCAACAGCAACAACAGCAGCAACAACACCAACAACAGCAGCACCAGCAACAGAGCUCUCAGAACACAGCCCUACAGCCAGCGGCUGGGAUAGAGGACCGGCCUCAGACACAGUCGGGGCCCUGGUUCGAGCGGCGCAUCGUGGGGCUGUGUGAGCGCAUGAUGGCGGGAGGCCGGUGGGGUGGAGGAGGGGAGAGACUGCUCCGCUCCGUCCGCCACAGAGGAAUGACCCUGUUACACCUGGCAGCUGCGCAGGGAUACACCCAGCUCAUACACACCCUCAUACACUGGAGGACCGUGAACUCGGACAGUUUGGAUCUUGAGCAAGAGGUGGACCCUCUCAACGUGGAUCACUUCUCCUGCACUCCUUUGAUGUGGGCAUGCGCUCUGGGCCACCAGGGGGCAGCGGUGCUCCUGUACCGGUGGAACAGCCUGGCACUGGGGAUCCCGGACUCUCUGGGGCGCCUCCCGUUAGCCGUGGCACGCUCGCGGGGCCACACCCGCCUGGCCCGCUGCCUGGAGGAGCUGCACACCCAGGGCGUGGCCCCUGAGGGCCGGGGCCGGUCGGGGGCCGAGGGGGCUGACUGGGGCCACACCAACACCCAGGAGCAGCCUCGUCCUACUCCACCGCCCCACCUCCCCCCCUCCCCUCUCUCCACCAGCCCCGACACUGGCCUGAGCUCCUCCAGCAGUAUCCCGUCCCCCAGCGACCCCCCCUCGCCCUCUCCCAGCUCGGCCUACUCCAGCGGCUCCGUGCCCCUGGGCUCGCCCCUGUACAGCCCCCCGGACCCCAUGGACACCUCGGACCCCUCCCUGUCGGCCUCCUCGUCCCCCUCCUCCCUCCCCCUCUCCUCUCCGUCCCCGUCUCUCCAGCUCCCCCUCUCCCUGCCCCCCUGGGGCGAUGCCUGUGAUGAGGGGGACCCCAGCCUGUCAGCCAGUCCCCACGAGCCGGCCUUCCUGAUGGAGUACGAGCCCGCCUGCUCUCCACCCCCGCCCGGGGCCCCCCUGUCCCGACACUCCACCUUCGAGGCCGAGCUCCUGAGCUACAGCGAGAACGCCGAGAACGAGGAUUACCUGCCCGCUGUGGAAGACCUGCAGGUUGACAUGGCAACCCUAGCUGAGCAGAUCAUCGAGGCCACGCCGGAACGGAUCAAGCAGGAGGAGUUCCCCAGAGGGCCGGAGUCUCCACUGAGGGAGAGGAGAGACAACACUGCCAUACACGACACCAUGCCCUGGCUGGCCACGUAUCUGGACACCGUGGACGCUUUGCCCGCCCUGUCUCCGCCCAGGUGUGUGUGCCCGACCCCGCCGCCGUCGUCGCGCUCCCCCCAGCCCCCCUCGCCCCUCAGCGCCCUGGCCCUGCAGCGGCUCCGCCCCCCCAGCAGCGCGGCCUGGGCCGAGUUCCUCAACGCCUCGGCCAACGGCCGCAUGGAGCGCGACUUCGCCCUGCUCACCCUGACUGACAGCGAGCAGAGGGAGCUGUACGAGGCCGCCCGCAUCAUCCAGAACGCCUUCCGCAGAUACAAGGGCCGGAGGUUGAAGGAACAGCAGGACAUGGCCGCGGCGGUCAUUCAGAGGUGCUACAGGAAGUACAAACAGCUAACAUGGAUAGCACUGAAGUAUGCCCUGUAUAAGAAGAUGACUCAGGCGGCCAUCUUGAUCCAGAGCAAGUUCCGCAGCUACUACGAGCAGAAGAAGUUCCAGCAGUCCCGGCGGGCAGCGGUGCUGAUCCAGCAGUACUACCGCAGCUACAAGGAGUACGAGCGUCUGAAGCAGGGCCACCGCGGGCCCAGCGCCCUCAACACCAAGAUCAAGGGAUCGUUUCUGACGAAGAAGCAGGACCAGGCGGCACGCAAGAUUAUGAGGUUCCUCCGCCGCUGUCGACACAGGAUCAAGGAGCUCAAGCAGAGCAAAGAGCUGGAGAGAAUGCAGAAGAGAGGCCUCACCACCUAGAGCCCCCCUCCUCCUCCUCCUCCUCCUCCUUCUCCUCCUGCAUCCCUCCAUCCUCAGCCAGGGACCGCAGAGCAGAGGAUGGUGAAGGCUGAGGCCACGCACAUACACACACACAUGCACACUGACAUGUAUAUUUACACACACACACACAGAAAUAGCUGGCCCGCUGCCUCCAUGCGACUGCACUGAAAACCACACAGCCCCCUCUCUGCCCCCGUCCUUCUGCCUCUGCUCCCCAUGAAACCACGAAACCACAAGGCCCCCAGCGCCUCUCCUCCUUCCAGCGUACACUCCUUCACCCGCCCACGCGGCCCACUUCCACUCCUGCAUGCCUGGAGAGGGGACCCCUCACACCUGCACGUGCCCUCACGCUCUCCUCCACCUCCACCUCCAUCACCGCUGCCUUCAUACCAGUGUCCUGUCCCAGGGAGGGAGAGAACAGUACAGAGGGAAUAGACUCGCAGCCUUGUUUUCCCUCUUCAUCCAGAGCAGAGCGCAAAAGCAGGGAAAAAAAGACUGACCUCCUUACACCUUGCAUUACAUUUGUUAAUUUCUGGGAUUUUCAACAAUCUUUUUUUUUUUUGUUUUGUUUUUUUGCUUCGCAAAACAAGACCAGACCGCAGCUUUUUCAGAAUGUAUUGUACUUUUGAGGUAUGCAUAUACAAACCUAUAUAUCCAUAUAUUCUAUAAAUAUGAAUUAUUGAUGUCAUUAACAUUAUAUAUUUAUUGAAUUGACUUUUUGAGGCAUGUUUUCUAAUACUCUACGUUUACCCUGAAAAAUACAUCAAUUCACUUUGAUGAAUGACUGACACUAAUUGAACGUUUGACACAUUGAGUAAAAUGACUGAAGAACACAAUUAGUCUUAAUUCCCACAACAGAAGAAAAGAAAAGAUUUAAUGCUUCUCAAUCAGACUGUUUCUAUGGGCAUUUUAUUACAUGACUGCAAGUAAAAGUUCAGAAAUCUUUAAAAACGACCGUGAAUCUCGGUCUUGGUGUGGAGGGACACAUUUCCUGGUCAUUUAAACAGACUUUCAGUGGAAACCGACGCCAGUAGUUAGCAAGCACUCUGUUGUUACUGUUUGGGGGAUUUCUGUGUAAUCAUGAAACAUGACAGCGAUAGUUCACCACUCAAAUACCACACAGCACUUCAAGAUGAAUGGGCUUUCUGUUUGGAAGCAUCGGUGGAAUAACUGUGUCAGUCCUCUUGGUUGCAGUAUGCAUUUGAUAAUAUAUCAAUGUAUUAAUUAUGAGGAACAUCUCAGAACAUCUCAGACGCAGGGCAUUUUGACGGUGGUCAGGAAGUUCCUUGCGGUUUCUUCAUGUCUGCCUCUGUUAGCUGGUCCUGUGUAGCUCCCACUUGAAUUGCAUGCUGGGCGAUGGUGUCCAGUGAUGGCUGCCGCCUUGGCCUUGGUGAGAGCCCGCCGCUGACAGCCCGGGGAUGGCCUGACGGCCAGCAAACUGCCCCGCCCUGGAGAGGACUCUGGGGCUCACGGAGGCUUGGCAUUCGCAGACAGCUGAGAAUUCAGCUGUAGGUCAGGGGUCAGGUCUACCAGCAAUGCCUUUUUGUUUGGUUUUUAUUUUUGAAUCUUCCAUCGACACCCCGAAUUACGAUGCUGGGUCAGUGUAGCCUCGUGCUGCGGCACUGGAGACCAGUACUCCCAGAGCAGGGUCAGCUACCCUUGGUUCAGAGUCUGAUGAACAGGGUUUAGGGCUCCUGCCUGUACUUCACAGUUUUGACUUUCAGCUUCGCUCUUUGCCUCCUCUGGGUUAAUUGGGUGAUUGGCCGACGCUCUGGGGUUGGACUUGGAACAAGACGUCUGAGUAGCGUGUCACAGAGAGAUCCAAUGUUCCUUCCCCUGAAUUCUUAAAGGGACAGUGAACUUUGAAGGGACAAAUGAAAUGUUUUCAUGCAGAGUACUAUUUAUCCAUCCAGAUAGUUUCAGUAAGAUUUGAUUACUUUUCUAGGUAUUGGCUUGAGUUCACCCUCAUACAAUGGACUUCAAAGGGUCCAUAGCAUUUGUGGCCUCAACGCAGCAAAAAAUUACACUCUGUCAAUAUUAUUUCAAAACAUUGUUCAAAAUUGUUCACUGUUUUAAAAAUGUUGACACACUGCCCCAGAAUGCUGGUUUGAGACUGCGUGGAUAUACACACAGGUGCAGUACUUUGUAGAAAGUAGUUUUCAGUGAUAACGUGCACAAAUUAAGCUCUGUAGAUGUUUGUUAGUAACCGUGGCAUUAUAUUUUGAAAGAGACCUUAAAUUGAAUGAAUUUUGGCACUUUGAGGCCAAAAAAGCUAUGGACCCUUUGAGGUUUGUUGUAUCCGGGCAAGCUGCUACGAAUAUCUAGAAAACUGGUCAAAUCUCUAUGAAACUUCAUUCAGUCUAAUUACAUUUUUAGGUGAACUUUAAAGGUCUUUGUGUCUUAAUCUCCUUCUGAAGACCGAUGGAACUCAAAUUCACAAGCCCAGAUUAUCCUCUAUUUGAAGCUAAACCACGUUUUUGGGCGUGGUAGUGGAGUUGGUCAGAUCCCUUCUAAGAAUUGGAGAGGAAGACUUUGACCACUCAGAACAGAAGUGAGAGCUGAUGCAGUAUAGUUACUCUGCACUGAGGGCACGUUGGUGAUAAUCAUGACAACUGCCCAAGGCUACAAGUCUUUCAAAGUGUGGUCAUAUGUUAUUUUGGGGGGUGGGGGGGAGGUUGUGGUUUGAAUACGGGGCUGUUCAGAGGAAUUGCCCAAAUCAGGCAUUUUACCAUUCCUCCUUGCAUGAGGACGUGUUGGCUGCAUGUAAGUGUAACAGCUUUCCCUUUGUAGCCCAGUAAUACUGUGUAAAUGCCUGUGCAACCUUGUUUUUAUGGAAAAAAAAAAGGAAUUGAAAUGUGUGAUUUGGAUCCGGUAGGGUUGUAGGGUCGGAUUAGAAAGACGCAAAGGCCCUGAGUUCGGGGGCAUAUUGGACAAUGGUAGAGAUCAUCCAAUCAGAAUGCUAAAUUUGUGCCAUUGCGUAAUUAGACGCACCAAUGUGAAAUCAAGGCCUCUUUAUGCCAGGCCUGGAGCAGAACACCCCUACAACUGUCCAGCCUGACUUCUCGGAAAAAUGUUUAUUUUCAGUAUAGCGACGAUAGGUUAUAGCAGCAAAUUUGCGGGGAUAGCGAAUAUGCUAGCUAGUCGUGCACUGUCAAAUGGGCCCUAGAAUUCUCUUAACUAUUGUAACUGUAGCCUGGUGCCCAGUUGUUUUAGGAGUAACGGCCCUUAUAGCAAAUGAGUAAAUGUUUUAAUUUGCCACUAACACGAGGUCCUUAAUGUUCAGCACUUUUACAAGCCCACAUUUCAUAGCUGGAGCUUCGAAAGAGGGACGUAACGCUCUGUUCCUCUGGAAUCAUUAGGUUCUUAUGUGCGAUGCACAGAUGAGGAUAAAAAAAGGGAGCGGUUUUUACUAAGAAAUCAUUUUAGUUGUUUUUAAAUGUGCAGUGCCUUGCGAAACUCUUGCUUAUAGCCGGCAAGCCGAUGCCCUUAACAGUGAGAGCAGAGGUCUGUCGGACAUGUCAGAGUCAGUACAUAAAACAUCUAAGACUCUUUUUAAAUGUGUUUUUCUUUUCUUAAAAAAAAAAAGUCAUACCAGAUUCUGUUUUAGAUUUAGUACUGUUUACACUAAUAGGCAUAGUGUGGAGUCACAUUGCUUUCCUACCCCAGGAAUUUCCAAACCCAGGUGGGAAAAAUAACUUCACAGCAAAAAAAAGAAGAAAAAAAUGGAUGUUAAAAGGCAUCCUUUGUUUACACACCAUCUAGUCCACAGUAAGAUACUGUAAAUAUAAAAUUGUGUUUUUUUUUGGGGGGGGGUUAAUGGUGUUGACAUGUCCCGUUUACAGUCUGGCAAUGCAGGGAAGAGGCACUGCACCUUUAAAGAAGCCAAAUAUAUGAAACUAAAUUAUACUGUAAAAAAUAUUGAACGUAGGACUAGAAGAUUGUAUGAUGACUGAAUUUUAACUGAUAUGCAUUAACCUGUACAUAAUGUAAAAUACGAAGACAGUUGAGGAUAUAUUUAAGAUAAAAUAAAUGAUGUGCUUGCUUUAUUGAAAGAAUAUACUGUUCCUUGUUUUACCAGUUAUAUACUAGUGAUGAUGAAAACGCAUGUUCUUAUUCUUGGUUUGUUUGAACUUUGCUUUUCUGAGAAUGACGAUGAGUUUAUAAAUACAGUUUCAUAUUUAAAAUGCUUUGCAUGAGUUUGUAUCAGUUUGCAUUGGCUACACAAUAUCAGUAAUCACAAGUCUAUCUUUUACUGCUGGUGUUUGAAAACAUCUAUUUAUAUAAUUUAAAAAAUAUUUGGUUGUUUGUUUCUAUAAAUUGAUUUAAGAUUUUUUGCAGAUGAUUGUUCAAACUGUUUUAAUAUUUCAUAAUGAUGAUAAUCAUAAAUAAAAAAAUACAUAAAAUUAA